GGUUCUUUGAUGAACCUUAGAAUGGCUUUUAUGGCAUUGCUGUAAAAACGCCCUUUUGGAUCCUUUAUUUUUAAGCAGUUUUCUCAAAACAAACUGCAUUUCUGAGGCAUUUUUAGCAGGUAUUUUAUUUAGUUUUUACUUAGUGUAAGAUAACAGGUUGUAGUUUAUCACAUUAAAGGGAUAGUUCAGCCAAAUUUUCCAAUGAUUUUCUCACCCUCAAGCCAUCUUGGGUGUAUAUGACUAUCUUCUUUCAGAGGAACAGAAUCGGCAGGGUUGCCAGGUUUUCACACCAAAAAUCGCGUUCCGGGGUUUUUGGCAGGGGUUCCCCCGAUAAAAUUAGCAUUUCAGUGGCUAAACAUCAUGUUAUUUGGGGUUGCUUCAAACCGUGGGCAUAAAAAACAACCCACAGAACAAAUGGUAAAAGUAGCCCAAUUUCAUGGGAAAACCACAGACUUGACAACACUGACAAUUAGAGAUGUACUUAAAAAUAUCCUGGUUCUUCCAAGCUUUAAAAUGGUAGUGAAUGGAGGGAACGAUUUUGCAAUGCGGCUUUCUGCCAGAAGCUAGUUAUAAUAGUCAAUAAAGUUUUAAAUAUGGAUCAUUUUCUUACAAAAACCCAUCGCUUUGCUUCAGAAGGCCUUUACUAACCCCCUUGGAACCUUGUGAAUUAUUAUUAUUAUUAUUAUGAUGGAUGGAUGCAUUUUUUGGGGCUUCAAAAUCACACACCCCAUUCACUGCCACUAUAAAGCCUGGAAGAGCCAGGAUAUAUUUAAAUAUAUCUCCGAUCUUGUUCGUCUGAAAGAAGACACCUAGGAUCAUGGCAUAAUUCUCAUUUUUGGGUGAGCUAUCCCUUUAACGUUUGUCAACGUUUGUUGUCAUAUGCAAUGACAAGACAUUCAGCCACUAUAUAACAUUAUCAGAAUAUUGCUGAACAAACAGCAGAAAGGACUGUCAUGUAUUGUGUAAUGUUGUUUUAAUGAUACAGAAGGAUGUAAAGGUUACACUGAUGUGUUUAUUUGAAUAUUAUGUAAAUUCUGUGGUGUCCAGAUAUCAAUUUGAAGGAAAUGUUAAUGUAUUUGCACGUUACGUGAUAAAUUAUUUCAGUUCAAUGAGGAGAAUCCUUUUUUGGCUCUUUGUUUGCAUAAAGACACAACAGGAUAUGGAAACAUCCGUGGAAUAAUAUGUGUAGCUUGAUCUUUGCUGUACUUUUUCAAAACCAUAUCAAAAGAUGGUAUCAUGAUAUUUAUUAACAACUUAUAUAAAAUAUAUCUUAUUUGAUCAGAAUUAGUUGGUUUUAUAUAUAAAUAUAUAUACACUAAAUAAACAUUUUUAUGAAUUUAUUAUGAUUAUUAUUUUAAAAUACUAACACGAUACAACCACUGUACCAAAAUGUUCUUUUUAAAAUACCAUAAGUCAUCAGUACUCUCAUCAUGGUACUGUCACAAUGCUUUUUUUUAAAAGGUUAUUUUUAAAAUACGCUCUUCAGUGAGUAAAGAUGGAACGCUUUUAGGCACGCAGUCUUCACUUCAGUCUUCAGAUCAGGUAUGUAUUCCCUAUUCCCUCUUUGUUUCUCUGUCUUUUAGGCCAGGAUUAUAGAGUUUACACUGCUGAUCUGCCUGGCGGCCACAUUUGACUACUCACUGCGUUUCCUCCUGCCUGCUGCUCCAGUAUUCAAAUGCUGCCAUUCUUUAUAGCACAGUGGUAGAGAGAGGCUGAGAAAGAAAGCUGAGCAAAAAAAAAAAAAAAAAAAAAAAAAAAAAAAAAAAAGUGGUAGAGUGACUCUUGGUGUUUUGUUUUUUUGUUUUUCUAUGUAAAACAUGUCAGGAGAGAUGUGGUAGAUGUCCAAAGAGAAAGAGAGCGACACGGACACAUCUCAUUCUCUGAAAGGCAACAAAGACGCAAACUACACCCUCAACUUUGCAAAAACAGAAGGGACAUCUUUCCAGAAGAUGAUUAUAGAUGGGGGACAAGGACGAUCCUUCUGGAGCAACCUGAAGUCAAGAGAACAAAUGUGCACCUUGGUCAACCAGCGCAUGUUAUUUCUACUGAAACUGACUUGCCACAUCGCCAUGGACCUUGAAGAUGCCCUCUGACUUCCCUCUCCCUCACCUCCCCCCUUUGUCAUGGAGUCUGACCCGAACCAUCUCCGUGACCCCUACAAACCUGACGUGGAUGACGGCGGCGAGCCGCCCGAUCUGGAGUGCGCCAUCUGUUUCUGCCAGUUCAACAACGUCUUCAACACUCCUAAGGUACUCGAAUGCAAGCACACCUUCUGCCUGGAGUGUCUUGCGCGGAUGAACGUGAAGUCCACCCAUCCCAACACCAUCCAGUGCCCGCUGUGCCGUGCCUACACCCCGUUACCAGACUUGGGUCUUCCCAAGCUUGCAAAUGACUCCACGGUGCUGUCCUACCUCCCGGCUGCCAUGCAGCACGUCUACAGCAUCCGUUUUAAUCGCAACAAAGGCAAACUGCAGGUGAAGAGAGUGCCCAGCUCUGCCCCGGCUCAGAACGUCAGCCAAAGCCUGGACGUCGGGAACCCAGCAGGCGAGGAGGGGGAGAGCGGCUCGGCCAGAGAGAGGUCUGUACUGAUCACCAUACUGCGGACGCCACUGUGCAAAGCUUUUAUCAUGAGCUCGGUGGCCAUAAUGACCGUCAUUCUCGUCAUUACGAUCAUCCUCAUCCUGAGGAGUACGGGUUAGAUUAUCACUGGCACCGAACAUAACUGAACUGGCAUAAACAACAAACAAGCAACAUGAUGAGCAUAUUUUUGAAUGUUUCCAUAUGCAAAUCAAACUGUCCCUCAUAUCCUGGAAGACUACUGCUGUAUUUAACAGCUGAGAAGGACAGUGGUUGUGGAAAAAAAGUACUGUGAAGCUACCAUGGUAUUUAGUUAGCAGGCCUACUACCAUGGUACAUUUGCAAAACACUAUAGCACCUUGUAUCUUUUAUUCAUAUGGUAAAUACAGUGGUAGCCUACUUUACAAUAUACCAUAUGAUACUUUUAGGUAGUUUUUUUUAUCAUUAUUAUGAUUUUCAGAAGGCACUCAUAACAUUAACCUUACAAAAUAUCAUACGGUAGGGUCAGGCUCCACUGAUAAUGGUACUGACUAUGGUACUAAAAUGUCCAAAAUGUUUUUUGACAAUGUAUAUUUUAUGUUAUAAUAUAUAUGUAAUAUAUUUUAUGAUAUAUAAAUAUAAAAAACUAUACUUUCA
Molecule: messenger RNA, 3213 nt
Organism: Megalobrama amblycephala (Wuchang bream)
Lineage: Eukaryota; Metazoa; Chordata; Actinopteri; Cypriniformes; Xenocyprididae
Product: E3 ubiquitin-protein ligase RNF183
Exons: 3
Coding region: 2124-2699 (191 amino acids)
Biological process (GO): protein ubiquitination
Molecular function (GO): ubiquitin protein ligase activity
Source: RefSeq, a predicted model, not a curated record